AGAGAGCGCGAGCCGGCGGUGCGCAGCGUCACCCUCUCGAAGCGCGAGGAGGGAACCUCGGACCCCAGACGAUCAGGUGAUCGGGCGGAGAGUGACUUCAAAACUAGAGGCAGAAGCAGAGAGAGAGGAGCGACCUCCUACCCGGCCGCGCGCGCUCAUAAAAUGAAUUCAGACUCGAGCUCGAGCAGAGCGUCCUCGCCAGACAUGGACGGGAUCUAUCUGCGAGAGCACCAGCUGCAGGACGCGCGCCUCAACUCCGUGUCCUCCACGCAGAGCGAGCUCGCGCAGAAGAUGAGCACCGAGCACGUGUCGCGGAGCGGCGAGAAGACGCCCGCGGGCACCAAGUACAAGCUCAAGAAGCAGGUGACCGAGCAGGAGAUCCAGCAGCUGCGCCUCAAGAUCAACGGGCGCGAGCGCAAGCGCAUGCACGACCUGAACCUGGCCAUGGACGGGCUGCGCGAGGUGAUGCCCUACGCGCACGGGCCUUCCGUGCGCAAGCUCUCCAAGAUCGCCACGCUGCUGCUCGCGCGCAACUACAUCCUGAUGCUCACGAGCUCGCUGGACGAGAUGAAGCGGCUCGUGGGGGAGAUCUACGGCGGGCAUCACUCGGCCUUCCACUGCGGCUCCGUGGGCCACGCCGGCGCCGGCCACGCGGGGCACACCGCGAACCCGGGUCACCAGGUGCACCCGCUGCUCGGGAGCGCGCUCUCCUCCACCACGUCGUCCACGCUCUCCACCACCUUGCCGGGACUUACCUCCAUCAGAGCGCCGCAUUCGCUGCUGAAGAGCACCCCCACGCCCCCUCUCCAGCUGGGCACCGGGUUCCAGCACUGGGCCGGGCUGCCCUGUCCCUGCACCAUCUGCCAGGUCCCGCCGCCCCCCCACAUCCCCAUAACCUCCACGGGCUUGACAAGACUGUCCACGGAGAACAAGGACGUGAUGAAGUGA
Molecule: messenger RNA, 948 nt
Organism: Scleropages formosus (Asian bonytongue)
Lineage: Eukaryota; Metazoa; Chordata; Actinopteri; Osteoglossiformes; Osteoglossidae
Gene: olig3
Product: oligodendrocyte transcription factor 3
Exons: 1
Coding region: 163-948 (261 amino acids)
Biological process (GO): positive regulation of transcription by RNA polymerase II; sensory organ development; axon development
Cellular component (GO): nucleus
Molecular function (GO): E-box binding; DNA-binding transcription factor activity, RNA polymerase II-specific; protein dimerization activity
Source: RefSeq, a predicted model, not a curated record